GCAGAAACCAAUGAAAAAAAUAUUAAAGAAACUAAUCAAACAAAAUGGCCGAUGUUCUAUAAAAAUAGUUUUAUGAGAAUAUUGAGGAUUUUAUGAUACAUUUUGUUUUUAAAUAAUGUCUAAAAGAGAUCCGUCAGAUCGACAUGGACAUGAACGAAAGUUGGACCCGAGUGACUAUGAAAACUUGAUAUCACAACAUAAUUUAUUCGAAGCUUCACGAUCAAAACAUCAAGAACUACCAAGUUUUCCAGGUUUUUCCAAUGCCGAAACCCAAACGAAAAACAGUGAUAUAAAAGAACAGGCAGUGCACUCUGGUCUGGGGCCCUGGCAUUACAACCCCUGGUGGGUGCUCGCCGGGGCCGCCGGCACCAGCACCGCAAGGGCCCUGCCAUCUCAAGAUGGCUAUUCAGAACACAGUGAACAAACUAAAGUGAAACAAGAGCCACCUGGUCCUGGGACUCCAGACAGGGACCCACUUCAAUCGGACUUGGAACAGUUUCAAGCAGAAACAGUUACACCUCCAGUUGGAUUAGAUUCUUUUUGUGACGACUGUUCAGACCCAUUUUGUGACUCAAGUUCAGCAAUAUGUCGCAAAUUAUUCCAUUGUCCUCACUGCCGAAAGAGCUAUCCAACCAUCCUAGAAUUUAACACGCAUUUGACAGGGGUUCAUCCAGCACAAAAGCCUUUUCGAUGUCAAAUAUGUUUGGAACCUUUUUACAAAAAAUCACAACUGCGAAGACAUCUGGAUGCUAAUCAUACACGAAAAGAUGUGAACAAAUGCUCAGUGUGCUCCAAAUAUAUUAAGGACAAGAGCAAUUUACGCAAACACAUGCAAGUACACACAGGUCGUGUGCCUCAGAAACAAUUCAAGUGUGAUCUGUGCAACAACAAACGUUACAUGUCUCUAGACAGACUCAACAAUCAUAAAGUGGUGUGCACAGGAGAGAAAGUUUUGAAGUACUGCGACAUGUGCACCAAAGUUUUUGAUAAUUCAAGAUCACUCAAUAGCCACAAAAAAGUACAUGCUAGGGAAUUGAAGUGUGACAACUGUGGAGAACAGUUGCGCUCGUUAGAGCAAUUUACAAAUCAUAAGAUGAUUUGUCAAGGAGCUACAUCAGAAGCAAGCGCCAGUCAUGGUCAAGCUAGUUCAGGGCACACUGGCGUGCCAGCCAUGGGGCGCUGCUGCACUCAGCCAGGAAUAUGUGAACAUGACAAGCCGGCCUACCUGAACAUACCUGGAUAUGCGGCUGGUAGAGUGCUGGAUGCCACUCUUUCCUCUUUGAAAUCAGAGCUGAACUGAUGACAGAUGCCGCACUGGCUUACAAAGUAACUAAUUAAUUCAUAUUAAAUUAAACAGUUUCUUUUUUUACAAGAUUACCAAAUAGAUAAAUAAAUGACAGUAAUAAUUUUCACAAUAUUGAGAAUUUCACAAGACUGAUGCAAAUAUCCCGCCUCACGACUUGCUUUAUUAUUACCAUUUAAAUUUAGGCUUUAGUUAGUAGGUAAAUAAGAGUAAGUUACAUAGCCAUUUGGACAUGUUCUUAUAUAUUAGUGAGGGAGUGGGUAAUAUAUUUGAAUAUGCUUAAAUUGUUAUAACCACCUUUAAGUUUUAAUUAAAAUAUAUCAUAGCUGUUGAUUGACAGUAAAAUAGAACCAGAUCAUACAUGCAACAAUUUAUUGUACGUUUAUCAGAUAUAUUUUUUUAUAAUUUGAUAUCUUUUCUAUAACAAUGCUUUUGACUGAUUUAGAGUAAAGGUGAAUGUGCAGUAUUACAAACAAAAACAAUUUUUAUUUUUCUAUUUUGGAGAAGUUAUAGAGUAUGUUAUUUUUAUAAUUUUAGAACAUAAUAUUUUAGUUUAACGUUUUAUGUACCUAAGUUGUAUGCUGUAUCGGUCAGUGGAGAUGUAUGUUGAGCGUAUUAUAUUUUCUGGGGCUCUGAUGUACAUUUUUCCAAAGACAAUUUAUUAAGUAGAUGUGUGUAGUUUCGUAUGCAUAUAAUAUUAUAUACGUGUAUUUCGAAUAUUUUCUAAAGACAUCUUUUAUACACAUUGCUAUAGAACUUUAAGUUUCAUAAUGUUACACCUGUAGGGUAAGUUAAACUUGGUGAAGUGCAAUGUACCGUUGGCGAAGCCUUGUGCAUGUUAUGGUUAUUGGAAUUAUGUAUUUGUUGUGUUCUCCCUACCCAUAAUAUUUAUUCUUGAAGUGUUAUACACUGAAAAAUUAUUGCUGCAAUUUAUAAAAUUAUAUUAAUAUAAUGUUUUUAAAUAUAUAAACACAAUAUGUGUACACACCUUAAUUAUAAGAUUCGAGGCUAUAAUAUCUAAAUCUAGUAAGCCUUUAUUAUGCUAAAAUAUUACGUCAUAAGAGUUUAUUACUAUACUCUCAAAUUUUAUCUUGUAUACUUAUAUUUUUUUAAAUCUUAAUAUUUUCUAAUUUUAUUUAUUUUGUUCAUGUUAUGUGGAAAGAUGAGUACUUCAAUUUGGAGGCUUUUUAUUCAUUAUCCGUUGUUGCUAUUUUUUUUUAUUUACAUUUGUUUUUAAUACUAAUAGCUUAGUUUAUUUUUAAUAUCUUUAUCACUUAGUUACAUAGUUUAUAUUUUGAAGAAUUUUAAUAAGUAAGUUUGUAAGUUCCAUACAGGAAUCUUGCUUAUACAAGCCACCGAGAGAAAUAUUGGGUUUAUUAUACCAAAUUCGUUUUAUAAAGUUAAUACAUAAUAUUAUAAUUUAGUUACUUAAUUAACGGAUGAUUUUACGGCGUCUUGGUUCAAUAAUGUCUAGGUUAACGUUUAUGUUUAAUUUUCAUUGGUCUUUUAUAAUCAUAUAGCGUCUUGAGAAGUAAGAUGAAGCAGUAGAAAAUAGAGGUAAUCUUAAUUUGACUUGAUUUUUAACAUUUCUCAUUAUAUCCAUAACAUACUAUGAAGAGGACAGAUGGUGGUUGUUGAAAGAUAUUCAGCAACUGUCACCUGGUGAUAAUUAUGUUGUGCUAUUUUCUUAUAUUUUUUUAAUAGGUCAUUCUCUCUCUCUGUAUACCAAGUUUCAUCAAAAUGUGUUCAGUAGUUUCAGCGUGAUUGACGGACAAAUGUCGAAAUAAAAAAACCUUCCAUGUUUAUAUAAGUGUGAAUAUUAAUGUGAUUUCCUUAAGAGGAAACAAGUAAAAACAUACUAUGUAAUGCUUCAUUUAAAAAACUCUUUACCUUACUUCUCAAGAAGCUCCACAAGUAUCCAUUGUAAGCUGGUUUGUUUCAGAGUUAUAAGUCGGUGUAAAUGACCGAAAAUGUGUUCUUUAAUUCAGUAAUGUAAAUUUUAAUGUAAGUAUUUUGAGCUGUGCUGUUUCAAAUUUCACGCUACUUAAUGAUUUCUCCACCUUUAGAAAAUUGUGUAAUCGUCAUCACUAAAUUUAAACUUAUUGAGCAUGCUCGAUUAGUUUCAUGUUACUACCGGGGCUGAUAGUCAUGACUUAGCAUGCGUGGUGCGACGGUGCCUAAUAUCGCAAAACCAACUGCGCUGACUGGUCGUGACUGACUGAAAACUGGUUAAACAAGCAGUAAAUUAUUUUCAAAAGUAAAAUAUAAAAUUGUUCUUAAAAUAGUACUUAAAGUAAACAACGUUUACUUGUUUUACUUGCACUCGUACGUUUUGCUAACUUUUUUAAACAGAACAGCUCGAAAUAACUAAAUUGCUAAUUGCCACAAAGUUGUCAAGCGUCUUCUUAUUGGCACUAACAUUAUCUGUAAGAAAUUUUAAUCUAAAGAAUAUAUUUUAUUAUGAAAUAUUCAUAAGUUUAGUGUAGAGACGUCUUUAACAUCAGGUACUGAACUUAAAUAUUGAGGGCGCGCGGAAUAUGACAAUAAUAUAUUGUGUAAUCUAUUACAGAAACAUUCAUGGUCACAUUAUAUCGCCGCUUCGUCCUCAUUAUCGCUUGAAUUACACAAAACUAGAGCUGCGUGUACUUACAAUUCGGUAGGCAUCACUCUACUAUGAACCUAUUCCACGUUACUGAUGGCACAGAAUUAGAAUAUUGAGACUUCACCCAUAAUUUCUUAUCAACAUAUACACUCAAAGAUGUUUGUUAGCUGUUUAAAAAAAUAGACGUCACGUUUUAACUGUACUUGUAAUGCUAUGGAGAAAUAAUUGAGCUAAGCUUACGUUGGACAGUAAUGUUAAUUGAUUUGUUGUAAUGUUGAUUGUUUUACAUGUUAUUAUUGCAUCAUUAACAAUACACCACAAAAAAUCUGCAUCUGUGCAUGUUUAGACAAAAUUGUAACACAUACUUAUAUUGUAAUCACUUUAAACAUAAUUAUGAAAGUUAUUACUUAUUAGUGUUUAUCAUGAUUAUGAGUAUAGCCUAGACACCCGUUUAGAAACCAAAAUUAUCAUCUAACCACCGACAUUGUGACUGAUUCUGCCAUUUGUUUGGAUUGAUAUUAUACAGAAAAUAUAUACCAUUAGGUACCUAAAUAUUUUGUCUUUGUAGUUUUUUAGCAUGGUGUGUAACUUUUAAUGCACCUAGAUUUAAGAAAAAAAGAUGUGUUCAUAUGAAUUUAGUUAGGUACAUAGAUAUAGUUCGUCUAUUUGAUUAAUGAUUAGUUACGUAGACUGUAAAACAGUGUAAUGUGAAACUAUACGAACGCAUUGUUUUCCGAGUAAACCUUCCAUUGCAUAUUAUUACCUUGUCUAAGCCAAAAUCAUUUUUACUGUAAGGCCAUGUUGUCGUAAAGGCGCUUUUGGUAACCGAUGCUGCCUUCGUUAACAUGCCCCGUUUAUUUAUUGUGUACCUACCCUGUAGAACUUUAUUCAACGCAAGUUAAAAAUAGCGUACCUAUCGUUACUGAAUACCACGAAUAAAUGACAUUUCCUUUCUGUUAAAA
Spodoptera frugiperda (fall armyworm) is the source of this 4867-nucleotide messenger RNA. Its product is annotated as zinc finger protein 235. Gene Ontology annotation, biological process: regulation of transcription by RNA polymerase II. The record is from RefSeq and is a predicted model, not a curated record. Gene Ontology annotation, cellular component: nucleus. Gene Ontology annotation, molecular function: RNA polymerase II transcription regulatory region sequence-specific DNA binding; DNA-binding transcription factor activity, RNA polymerase II-specific. The coding region runs from base 116 to 1300 and encodes 394 amino acids. The transcript is spliced from 2 exons. Lineage: Eukaryota; Metazoa; Arthropoda; Insecta; Lepidoptera; Noctuidae.